AUGCCCUUACCCUUUGAAUUUGAGGGGAAGGGGGUGGAUUUAGAAAUCCUUGUUUUCAAUUAUAAUAAUUUUAGGGCUAAUUCAUCUUGGUGGGAGAGCAAUAUUUUGAACGAUAAUUGUGGUUUGAAUAGCUGCAGUGAACCUGCAUCUGUACUUGAUAUUGCAAGUAGUCCCAGCAGGGCUAUAUCUACAUCUUCAUCAACUCUGUCUUCAUCUUUAGGCGGCGGCGGAGCCAUAGCUGGUGGUGGGGCUGCUUCCACUGACACGGCCGUGGUGGCGGCGGUUUCAGGAAAUAACGAGAAAAACCCAUCCUUGAAAUGGCAGCAAGACUCAACUACUGCCACCAGCUCUAAUAGGGGAGUUGAUUCUGAGUUACUGCCUGUUCCUCCAUCUCUUGAGAUUGGGACUGCCGCCGCCGGAAAAUGUGCUAUGGACGAGUGGGAGAGCGUGUUUUCGGAGUCCGCCGUCACCUCGCCAAGCCAAGAACAGUCCAUUAUGCGGUGGAUCAUGGGGGAUGUGGAUGACCCGGAAAUCAACCUGAACAAGGUUCUUCAAUUUGGGACUGCCCCGCCGCCACCCACGUCGGAGUUUGAGUUCAACGGUGAUUUUGGGGUGGUGGAUCAAGCUUUUGGUACGGACCCAGUUGGACAGAUUGGUUCAAAUUUUAUGCAGAACUCUAGUUCCCCCAGCAACAGAUCCAACAGUGAAAAUAUUGAAAUGGAGGCUUCCAUUUUCACCCCACAGUUGUUGAUAAACCAGCACCAAACUCAACAUCCACAAAACCCAUCAUUUUUCUUGCCAUUGUCAUAUGCAAACCAGCAGGAACAGAAUCUAUUCAUGCCACCCCAGGCAAAACACAACCCAGGGGCUGUUGGAGAAGGCCUCGAGCCAGGCUGUCAAAUACCGAAAGGGCAGUUUUCAGUUCCCGGGCAAGAGCUGUUAAUGGGAAGACAAGUCCAGCACCAGCAGCCAAUGUCUCGUCAGCUUCAGUUACUUCCCCAUUAUCUGCAGCAAAGGCUACCCGCUGCAAUGGGACCAGGACAGAAGCCGAAAAUGGGUGGGGAUGAUUUAGCAUAUUGCCAUCAGCAACAGCAACAGCAACAACAGGCUAUAAUUGAUCAGCUUUACAAGGCCACAGAGCUGGUCCAAAUGGGGAAUUUAAUACUUGCAGAAGAGAUAUUGGCGCGGCUCAAUCACCAGCUCUCUCCCAUUGGUAAGCCUUUCCAUAGGGCUGCUUUCUAUUGCAAAGAGGCGUUGCAAUUUACUAUUCAUAAUAACAACAAAACAAUUCCCUCUACGGCCACUGCAUCGCCUUUUAGUCUCAUUUUCAAGAUUGGUGCCUACAAAUCUUUCUCUGAGAUCUCACCGCUUGUACAAUUUGCCAAUUUUACUUGCAACCAAGCCCUCCUUGAAGUCCUGGAAGGAUUUGAUAGAAUUCAUGUUGUGGAUUUUGAUAUUGGUUAUGGUGGGCAAUGGGCUUCACUAAUUCAGGAGCUUGCAUUAAGGAGUGAGGGUCCACCCUCUCUUAAAAUCACUGCGUUUACUACUCCCUCAACUCACGAUCAGCUAGAGCUCAGCCUCACUCGGGAAAAUCUAAUUCAUUUUGCUAAUGAAAUCAAUGUUGUGCUUGAGUUUGAGGUUAUGAGCAUUGAUUCUUUGAAUUCUGGUUCAUGGUCUCUGCCAUUUCAAGUAUCUGAGAAUCAGGCGAUAGCAGUGAAUCUCCCAGUUGGCUCCCUUGCCAGUUAUCAAUUAUCAGUACCAUUGGUUCUUCGCUUUGUUAAGCAUCUGUCCCCUAAAAUUGUGGUUUCUGUGGAUAGAGGAUGCGAUAGGAUUGACCUACCGUUUCCCAAUCAUAUAAUUCAUGCUCUUCAAUCCUAUUCGAACCUUCUUGAGUCUCUAGAUGCUGUCAAUGUGAAUGCAGAUGCUCUAUCAAAGAUUGAAAGGUUCUUGCUUCAACCUGGAAUUGAGAAAAUUGUAAUGGGGCGUUUUUGUGCUCCUGAAAAGACACAGCAUUGGAGGACUUUGUUUUUGUCAUCGGGAUUCUCCCCCAUACCAUUUAGCAAUUUCACAGAAUCGCAAGCUGAGUGUGUGGUGAAGAGGACUCCUGUUCGAGGAUUCAACGUAGAGAAAAGGCAGUCUUCACUUGUUCUCUGCUGGCAACAGAAGGAGCUCAUCUCUGCAUCGGCUUGGAGAUGCUAA
Messenger RNA from Fraxinus pennsylvanica, 2199 nucleotides. The record is from the annotation of a GenBank genome assembly. NCBI's taxonomy places the organism in Eukaryota, Viridiplantae, Streptophyta, Magnoliopsida, Lamiales, Oleaceae.